Trichomonas vaginalis G3 is the source of this 528-nucleotide messenger RNA. Its product is annotated as RNA polymerase II transcription regulator recruiting protein. Gene Ontology annotation, biological process: regulation of DNA-templated transcription. Lineage: Eukaryota; Parabasalia; Trichomonadida; Trichomonadidae. The transcript has a single exon. The record is from RefSeq and is a predicted model, not a curated record. The coding region runs from base 1 to 528 and encodes 175 amino acids. Gene Ontology annotation, molecular function: DNA-binding transcription factor activity, RNA polymerase II-specific; RNA polymerase II cis-regulatory region sequence-specific DNA binding. Gene Ontology annotation, cellular component: nucleus.
AUGGCUGAUGAUCGCAAUUGGGUUGGCAUCAAACGACGCCGGCUUUUCAGCCCGCAAGAUGACAGACGUUUAGAACAGAUUAUUCGCGAGGGCAACUUCCAAGGAUGGAAGAAUGUGGCAUUGGCUAUGCCAGGCUUUACCGCCAAGCAGCUUCGCGAUCGAUGGCAUAAUUAUCUCUCACCCAGAAAUUCUUUAGCUCCAUGGAGUCUCGCCGAAGAUAUUAUUAUUGUGCAUAAAAUCAAGGAAAUUGGAACAAAAUGGUCUCAAAUUUCGACAUACCUUAGGGGUCGCUCAAGCAACUGCAUUAAAAAUAGGUGGAAUUCGGUUUUAAAAGAAGAUAGUACCCUCAAUCCAUCAAAAUAUUUACUGGAAAGUCAACAAAAAGAGGAAGAAACUCCACCAGAACCACAAGAAAUGGGCGAUGAUCCACCUAAACAGAUUCAGGAACAGCCAGUUAAAAAUGGUUUUACUCUAGAUCAACGAUUUAUCGACAGAUUCUUUGAUAAUCCUCCCAACAAGUCAAAGUAA